Anneissia japonica is the source of this 4752-nucleotide messenger RNA. RefSeq names its product solute carrier organic anion transporter family member 5A1-like. The record is from RefSeq and is a predicted model, not a curated record. Gene Ontology annotation, biological process: transmembrane transport; sodium-independent organic anion transport. Gene Ontology annotation, cellular component: membrane. Gene Ontology annotation, molecular function: protein binding. The coding region runs from base 1012 to 3135 and encodes 707 amino acids. NCBI's taxonomy places the organism in Eukaryota, Metazoa, Echinodermata, Crinoidea, Comatulida, Comatulidae. The transcript is spliced from 8 exons.
AUUUCUCAACUGUUAAUGAACUUAUGAAUAUGCUAAAUGAGCUGUAUAUAAGGAAAAGUGAUUCCACACGGUUAAAACAUAAAUACCGGGGUUAACGUACGCGUAUUCAUCUAAACGAUGCUACGUCCUAUACUGUAGCAAAUCAAUUUACGAAGAGCUCACAUUAGAGGUGUAAAAUUAAUGAAUGUUUUCCAGGCUAAUAAUAGAAAUAUUGUAGUUAUUGCAGUAGGAGUCCUGUUUCUCCGUUAGCUUUAAUUGGCCCCUAAAGUAAAUCGCGAUUCUCUUCAAAACCGGAUUUUUCUUGUGCAAAAUGCUGUUUCUUCUAUAGUAUAGAUCAUAAAGUAUACGUAGACCAGGGUCACAUGUUUCAAAUUCGAACCUUGGUGUUAUAUUGAGCGAUUCAUUGACAGGCCUUCGAUCGUUACAAUUGAAUAACAGCGCGAGUUCAGUUAAUUCAGUCAAUUGAACCGAAGAAUAACCAUUCCUUGCUUGAAACGUUGAAUAUACCCCCUCUAUCGUAUCGCGUCCUUGUACGUUCGUCUUUCAAUAUAACCGAAUCAAUAAUACUCGUUAUGUUUAAGUCGACACGCAGCAGCCGAAAACGACAUAAUACUGUAAAUAAAUAGCUGAGCUCAUCAUAUGGCAUGAUGUGAGAGUGAUAACUGUGACGACGAUCAAAUUCCGUAGCAGAUUGCCGAUUAUGCACUCAAUAUUUCGGUGAUCAUGGAUUUAGGCCUUUUCUAUUUUUAUACCGUUGUCAUAGGAAUGAAGGCAAAUAACUCCAUCGCUGUACAGUAUUCCGUAUAAUCGACAGUGGAUCUUGUUCGUAACGCAUAAAGAGGUGUUGACAUUGCACUCCUUCACAGCUGAUUUACUUCCAUUGUUUGCUGAGCUUAGUGUAUGGUGCGAUGAUUUUCAUUUCUGUCAUUCAACGUUUGAGACUUGUAGUAUAGAUAGAUAUCACAUUCAAUACUGUAUAAGAAUAUACUUCGGGAUAAGCUUCCACUUGAGAUGGAGUCAGUGGAAAACACCGCGACGCAUAUAGGAUAUCGACGGUGGCGGCCGCGAUGGAUGCAACGUUUCGCCACGGCCAAAACAUUUGUCUUGUUCAUGUGCUUAUUAACAUUAGUGGAAAGCAUGAUGCUAGUUGGAUACACUAGCAGUGUGUUGACGUCUAUCGAACGACGAUUUCAAAUCAAAAGCGCCGAAGCUGGUCUUAUAGUUAGCGCUUACGAAGUCGGUAAUUUCUUAGUCGUCGCCUUUGUCAGUUACCUGGGAGGUCGUCCGGGCAGUCAUCGACCGAAAUGGGUUGGUUUCGGUGCUUUUAUCAUGUCUGUAGCCGCCUUGAUUUUCACCUUGCCUCACCUGAUCGGGGAAGCUUAUAUCCCAGGUAGAGUUAAUUCAGAGAAUGAAACCGACGUAUCUAUUUGUAUUAGAAAUACCACUAGCACAACUGCAAGCAGACAAGCUGAGCAGUCGGACAAUCCAAUCCUGGACACAGAUGUACGAGAUGUAACUGUUUACUACGACUGUAUGGAGGGGGGUGGUAAUGCUUCCGAUUACCUGUUUUUCUUCGUAAUCGCCCAGCUACUACUUGGGAUGGGUGCAGCCCCUAUGUUUACACUAGGUGUUACGUACGUAGACGAUAAUAUUGGAGCGACAGAAUCGGCAUCAUACAUAGGUAUCGUGUAUUGCGUCACAGCGAUCGGGCCGGCGCUUGGUUUCUUGCUAGGCGGUCUCUGUGUUAGCUACUACGUCGAUGUAGGAUCCGUGUCAGCGGAAGAUGUUAACAUCUCCCCCGGUGACCCUCAAUGGGUAGGGGCCUGGUGGAUUGGUUACCUCAUCUGUGGCUUCCUUAUAACAUUGUUCGCUCUGCCUGUACUCGCAUACCCACGCACAUUAAGACGAAGUCGUGAUUAUGAGGACGACGAUCGACCCAAGUCGAUUUCUGAAGGAGGGGAUCAAGAAAGCAGGAUGGUCCACAUGCAAUUCGACUGUUCAAGCUGCCGAGAAUUCCUGCAAGCGUUGAAACGUCUUUUUACCAAUCCCACAUAUAUGCUGGUUAACGUAGUAGCCUCAUUGGAAUUAUCCAUUGUUACAGGGUUCGUGUAUUUUAUGCCUAAGUUGCUCGAAAUACAAUAUGGUACCACAUCGUCUAAAGCAAAUAUUAUAACAGGUUCUAUUAUUCCACCCGCGGCUGCUGGGAUUAUCAUCGGUGGUUUCAUAGUCAGGCGUUACCAUUUCACAUUGGAAAAAUGCACUCGGUUUGCAUUCAUCGUUAGCUCUAUAACAUUGAUGUUUCUCCUAUCGCUGUUCCUUGUCAAAUGUGAUAACCAGCAAUUCGCAGGUGUUUCUCAGGGCACAGAUAGUUCAACAAAUACCAGUUCCUGUUUUGUUAACUGUGGUUGCCAUGACAAGGACUAUCAACCAGUCUGUGGAGUGGAUGCUGUGACAUAUUUUAGUCCGUGCCAUGCGGGAUGCAGUAACCAUAGAUACGAUAAAGAAUUAGAUAAGGAGUUAUUCACUCAAUGUACAUGUAUUACUCAUAAUGAUGAUGUCACGUGGGAUGCUAGAGAUGGAAAAUGUGACUCAACGUGUGACAAACUUCCAAUCUUCAUGUCACUUGUCAUUGUAAUCGUUUUUGUCACAGCGAUAAGUCAGAUACCGCUAUUGAUGGCAACGCUAAGGUCUGUGUAUGGGAGAGAUCGUCCGUUUGCGUUAGGGAUUCAGUUUGUAUUUCUUCGUGUUUUAGCGUACAUUCCAGCACCGAUAUAUUUCGGUAAGACCAUCGACUCAUCGUGUAUGCUAUGGCAGACGCUGUGUGAAGGUGUUGGCUCUUGCUUCGAAUACGAGAAGUCUCAGUUCCAAGCGAACUACCUCGGACUUUCAGUCGGUUUGAAAACCAUAUCGGUUGUGUUCGCCCUCCUGUGUUGGUUAUCGUGUCGGUACACGUGCAGAUGUUGCUCAAACAGAGACUUUUCCAGGUUGUCCCAAGAAAUCAAGCCUCCAGAGAGGAAAGACGACGAAGAACUGGAUGAUCUAGAAGAUCUGCAAGAGGUCCCAGUCCAACCGGAGAUGGUUGACAGCGACUCACGACCCCGUCUCGAACUAUUAACAGUCGAUGCAAAUAUUUAACAUUAACGGUCGAAGCGAAUACCUUAAAAACGCUGGUAUGAACUUGGGUGUGAAGCACAUCAAAGAUAACAAAUGAAGGAAGAAUUUAGGGUCGUCGGAGAUGAGUUGGGUAAUACACGGGAGGACAAUUUUUUUUAAUUCUGCACAGGGGCCAUAUUGCAUACGGUAAAAUGUCUCUUCCGAAUGAUGGUGCGCUAUGUAUUACUGUAGGGUUAUUCAGAUCAACACCACACCCAGCCCCCCACCUCAAUUCGUCGGGGAGAAAAAAAAAUGUAUAGGCCUAUGUAUCUUCUAAAUUAUUAGUAGGCUCCAAAAUCGAUUACAUAAGCCUUUGAAACUCAUAAACUGAAACCCAUAAAUCAUAUUUUUCGAUGUCUUCGCCACCUGGAACGCUUUCGUGAAAUUUAAGCGACGCCUGGCCACGCCCACGUUUUCCGUUGGGGACAUCGCUCACUCCCCUCCCCUCCCUACGUCGGGACCCCGGACCCCCGCCGGCAAAACCUGGCGCCACCACUGUGCAAGAAGUUUCUGUCCAAGUGUGAGGGUUAAUAGGUAGAUUUCGCAAUUGCUUACGAAAACAAUAACAAAUAGGCUACGAUUACGUCAUCAAUUUUUUAGACAACCGUUCCCAUAACAAACAUUAUCUGCCACAACGUAUGUGAUUCAUGCCUUUUGCAUGAAUCAAGCAUCAUAUUCAGCUCGUACAGCAUAUUGUCAAGAAUGUUUCAGGCACGAAUGACGAUAAUGAUAAUGACGUAUUCGUAUUUGUUAUCGUUUUUGUAAGGUUGAGAAAUCCCCCUAAAUAAUAACAAUUUACACUUCGCCUAGAACUAAUAUUAAUAUUCAACUAUCUAAAACAAUUAAUAUUUAUAAUAUUUCUAUAGUUUACUCAGUCCAGAUAUUCGAUUAUUCUUUUAUUGUAUGCAAGGUGUUCCCGUCAAAGUGUGUGGAUUAAUAACAACAACUUCGUUUUAACUACAGUAAUAUAAAUAUUAAAAUAUCUAAAGCAACUAAUAUUUAUAAUAUUUCUUUAUUUUAAUCAGUUUAGUUAUUUGCUGAUCCUUCAAAAAAAUUUCACUUUUCUUAAUUAAAGAAUAAUGUAACUUUAUUGGUAAGAAUUUGUGCAAUAGUAAUAGGGACUAACAUACUUUUUUUUAUACAAGGUUAAUACUGUAUAAGUAGUUUAGGCUCUAUUAAAUGCAUUAAUGUUAGCUGACAUGACGAUAUUCAAAAUAUCUUCCAUAUUUUGAUUAAAAGGUUUUUUUUAUUUUUUGCAAUGCUGCACUUUGCAUUUUGCAUAAAACAUUAUGCAUUUGCUACGGGCAUAGGUCUAGUACCUAUAUAAAAAUGUAUUGUAUAUUUGUAUUGUUAGCAUGCGUUAUACCAAACCAAAAUCCAAUGAUCCCGUAGACAUAAUUCCAUCUAUGUCUUUUCUAUCUAUAGUUUCCCUAUUUUAUUUAACAUGUUUUACUUCAGAUAUAUUGCCUGUUUUGAGCUAAAAAAUAUUGAGAAAAAAAAAAGAAUUAAAUAUUAGAAUUUCUUACCUUCCAAGUCUUAGUAAGUUAUUAAAAAUUAGAAAGAGAAACUUAUGUAAGGUUGUACAAGGCCGGCAAAAAA